GCACCCAGACUCCGGGGUAGCACUUCUCGGGUUCGUCAGCUGUCCCUUUGGAUGUUCGGGGCCAGUGGGCCUCACAAGCGGGGCGCCUUGGGGCCCUCCACCGAUCCGCGGCCGGGGGAGGAGGAGGAGUUCGAGCCGGACUCCCAGGCUGCCCGAGACUAUGAUGCGCGGAUGAAGAUGGUUAAGGAGGGCAAGCGCCUGGAGAAGUCCCUGCUCCAGAACCGCUCAGCAGUAGCUCAAGCCAUGCUGGCAGCUGGCGGACGCGUCAGCGUCGAGGUGGCAGGCAAAGCGGUCAUGGACAUGUCCAACGGCGUCCUGCCGGGCAUGGUGUCCAUGCCACAAGGUUGCCAGCAACCCGACAAGAAGAAGAAGGACAAGAAAGGCAAGAAGGAUAAGAAGAAGAAAGAGAAGAAGAAAAAGGACAGAAAAAAGAAAGAGAAGGAUAGAAAGAAAAGCAAAAAGAAAAAGGACAAAAAGAGUUCGUCGUCUUCGUCGUCGUCGUCGUCAUCUUCGUGAGGCCGAGGGGGCACCGUGUCUUCAGGCGGACCGGGCGGGGCUCACCGUCGAAGGCGGCAAAGGAAUCCUGAGCCUCCGCCCGAGUCACGCGUUUGGAGUGAGGGAGCACGCUUCCCAAGAUGUUGCAAGUGGGCCUUGGG
Effrenium voratum is the source of this 656-nucleotide messenger RNA. NCBI's taxonomy places the organism in Eukaryota, Dinophyceae, Suessiales, Symbiodiniaceae. The record is from the annotation of a GenBank genome assembly.